AUGGUGCUGACAAACGAGGAGAAUACAUCACCGACAGCGAACCUGGACUUUGAAACACAGCAGACGACUCUUCUGACACUGACUGCAACAGAUGAUGGAGUCCCUCCUCAGUCAUUUCAGAAAACUUUCACCGUCAUCAUCGUCGACAGGAACGAGCCACCGUCAGAUAUAAGUCUCUCCAUGAACAAAGUAUCUGAAGACAGUCCUAUCGGAACUGUUGUGGGUGACCUUGGAGCAGUGGACCCUGACAACAGGAAAGACGCUGGAGGUCAGACCUUCACCUUCAGCCUGCCGGACGACGGCAGAGGCUUGUUUGAGGUCAAGGGCAAUCAGCUUGUCACCGCUUCGUCACGUGUUCGGUGUGGGACGGACCUCUGUCGUCUGGAUUUUGAGACCGACUCCGAGAUCCACAUCACCGUCAGAGCUCGUGAUAACGGGAAGCCUCGGAUGAGUUUUGAUGAGAUAUUUAUCAUAAGCGUUCUUGAUGCCAAUGAUCCACCGGAAAAUCUCCGACUGACACGGGCCAGUUUGCGGGAAAACCUACCUGCUGGCACCAUCGUUGGUACCUUGAAUGCAGACGACACUGAUCAGUCUCAGACCUUGACCUUUGAGGUGAUCGAGAGCUCCAUCUUCAUGAUACACGACUCAAACCUUCUGGUCACAAGCAGAAGUCUUAAUUACGAAGAAACCUUUAGUUAUCAGGUCAAGGUCAAGGUCACUGAUAGCGGGUCACCGCCAGCGUCGGUGGAAGAUGUGAUGACAGUGACGGUUUUGGACGUCAACGAGGCCCCCGACUUCACUAGCAUCAGUAUCGUGAGCGUGUCUGAGGAUGAAGAUGUAGGAACGGUCAUCGCCAACAUCUCCGUAGUCGACCCCGAUGCUGAUGCGAAGAUCAGCUUCUCCAUCACAAAGUUUGAAGAUGAUUUCAUGACAACUCAGCCUAUUUGCUCAAAACAGACGGACUCGGCGGGAACAGUAUGUCUGACGUCACUCUUGAGUCUCAUCGCGUUUGACUUCGACAAGCAUCCUUUGUACUCUCUUCCCGUGGUUGCUAGGGACAACAAAGAUUUGGAGACACAGCAACUCCUGACCAUCAAAAUAGUGAACAUCAAUGACCCUCCCCAUGAUAUCCUGCUGGACGGCAUCUCGACGUCAAAGAUUGACAUUGCUGAGAACGUAUCUCCUCUCGAUGUAGCCACAAUGUCCACCAUUGACAGAGACAAGGGACAGGCACACACCUACCGUAUCAAGUAUCAAGAUGGCGGCGAGCAGUUCGCAGUUAGCGGGGACCUCCUCAGGCUGUCAACCGCCGCUGACCACGAGGUGACCCCGGAGAUCCACCUGACGCUGGAGGUGACCGACUCGGGGGAUGUUCCACGGUCACUGGAGAAGAACAUCACAGUCGUGGUGAAGGACAUCAACGAACAGCCGUCACAGCUGGCGCUCUCGAAUAAAGCGGUGGCCGAGAAUAGUGGGGAGGGAACAGUGAUUGGCACGUUGAUCGCAGUCGACCCUGACAACGCUGACUCCAACAGGCAGCUGUUCACCUUCAGCCUGAUGGACAAUGCUGACGGGAGGUUCCGGAUUCAGGGAGACCAGUUGCUGGUUGCUCAACCCAACAAGGAUUGCUUGUCAAAGGGUGGCGACUUCUGUCACUUGAACUACGAGGACAAGAAAACCCACUCAAUCCAGGUGGCUGUGGCAGAUAGUGGAGUGCCCAGCAAGAUGAACCGAUUUGUACUGGAGGUGAAUAUCACAGACGUCAACGAUGCUCCCAGAAACCUCCGACUUAGCGGUGAGUUCGUGUUGCGCGACGAUGCUGUGUACUUAAAUAUCCUGGAUCUAAACAAUAAAGUUGAGGAGUUAGCAUCAACUGGUACCAAGGUUGGAACGUUGACUGUGGAUGACGAGGAUGUUGGGCAGACUCACACCUUCUCCCUGUUGGGGGAUGCAGAGGGCAUGUUUAAGAUAGAAUCUGCAAAAACUGUUGUCAAGGCAACGGAUGAUAGACUAAACAACAAAAAGACUUACAAAAUAGUUGUACAAGCAACGGAGAAUGGAAUAGAUCCUAAAACGACUGAAGAAACGUUCUAUCUGACUGUGACCGGAACUGAAGAAGCCCCUCGUGACGUCAGCAUUACGUCUCAGGAUGGCGUCAACCAGUUUUCCCGGAACGAACCAACCGUUCGAGAAGAUGCAGCAUUAGGCAGUAUCGUUGGAACCGUCACGGCCGUGGACAAUGACCCAGGGUCAGUCAUUACUUUUGAGCUGCUGGACAACGCUAAUGGUCACUUCAUGAUCGAGACCACGCCUGCUUCCUGUAGACCAGAAGGCACAGGCACAUUGUGCAGCACCCACAUUAAGUUGUCGAAGCCAAUGGACUUUGAGACGAAUCCCCAGCACCCCAUCGUGGUGAAGGCGGUGGAUGGCCAGGGGAUGCGGUCCUCAGAGGCGUUCACUGUUGGCGUUAUCAAUGUCAAUGAGGCACCAGUGGCCAUGGAAUACAUAGGCGGGGACAUAACAGUGGAAGAGAACCACAACGGGGAACAGCUGAGUGUGUUGACGGUCACGGACCCCGACAAAGACGACACUCACAUCUUCUCCCUCACCGACAACGCUGCUGGCAAGUUCAUCAUUUCAGAGAAGGGCCAGCUUGAAACUUCACAAGAUGCAAAGUUGGACUAUGAGUCUGAGAAGAAGCUUGUGAUAAGAGUGAAAGUGGUGGAUAAAGGAGGUCUGGCACUUGAACAGACCUUUCACGUCUACAUCCUAGACCUUAAUGAACAGCCUGAUGCUCUCAACAUCAGCAACAACCAGGUUGAAGAGAUGGUCAAGGCUGGCACUGUGGUCGGGAAGCUGACGGUCAACGACCCUGACAAUGCUGGUGGUCGCACAGUCCAGCAGUUCACCUUCAACCUACUUGAUGAUGACGGCGGCAGGUUCAUGUUGGAUGGAGAUACAUUGAAGAUUGCCGACGAAGGAGUCAUGUGUAGCGUCAAGGGCGGGACGUUCUGUUUGUUUGACUUUGAGUCUCAGGAAUCACACAACAUCGCGGUUGAAGUGACAGACGACGGAGAGCCCAAACUGACCAGCACCUUCACGUUGACCCUCCGCGUGCUGGACCUUAAUGACCCUCCGAUGGACCUCUCGCUGGACAAGGUCAACAUCCCGGAACAAAUGGACGUAGGAGGUGUGAUAGGAAUGUUGUCCGCGGCGGACCAGGAUCGUGACCAGCGCCUGGAAUUCUCUAUAGCUGGUGGCGAUGCGACAGACGUGGUCAGCGUAGAUGGUAUCAAACUGAUACUCAACAAAUCGGUGGAUUUUGAGGAGAAACCGUCUUAUACCGUUAUCGUGAAGGUCAAGGACAAUGGCAACCCCCCGUCUGAGACAAAACGAGAAUUCGUUUUAAAUGUUGUUAACGUCAAUGAAGCCCCUACACAAAUGUCAAUAGAGCCAAUAAAAGGGGGUCCUUACAUGACGUUCCCCGUGGAUAGACCAGUCGUUGGAGAGAACGAGCCAGAGGAGACAGUGAUUGGUCAACUCUUUGUCCUUGACCCAGAUAAAGAUGAGCAUAUAACUGCUGUGUCGUCUAGUGCCAUGAUUUCUAUAGAGGAAAUGGGAUGUUUAACUCUGACAAAAGGAACCCGAUGUGCUGGCAACGUGAAAACCGAGAGAAUGUUUGACUUCGAGAGUGAGUCUUCGUUUGUCGGUAACAUCACAGUGACCGAUGGUGAGGGGAAGAGUCUGAGCCAGCAAUUUACUUUCUCUGUUGUGGACAAAAACGACCCUGCCAAGGAUAUCCUGAUAGACGGGCAGGCUGACGGAGCCCUGACGAUCCUAGAGAAUUCGGUGGACAAGGUGGUCGGUACCUUGACUGCUGUAGAUCCAGACGUUCAUCAGUCGCACUCAUUUGCGAUUCUAAAUGGACCCCAGUUUUUCUUCUUUGUUGGCAACCAACUCAAGUUGACGACAUCUGCACAUCUGGAUUUCGAGAAGGCCUCCGAGUUUGUAUUGACGGUGAGUGCCACGGAUGAUGGUCAGCCGCCAAUGACCUUUGAGAAGCGGGUCACGAUCAAAGUCACAGACGUGAACGAGGCUCCAUCAAGUGUGUCCCUGUCGAAAAAUCAAGUAUCUGAGGCCAGUGCUGUUGACACGGUUGUUGGGGCGUUAUCCACCGAUGACCCAGACAAUACCAAGACGAUGUUGCAGACAUUCACCUACACCAUCAUCGACGACGACGAUGGUAGAUUCAAGAUAAAUGGGUCUCAUCUUCUGGUUGCCAAACCCGACUUUGACUACGAGAGCAAACGUUCAACAACGGUAAAAGUUCAGGUAACAGACAGUGGAUUGCCUCCCAUGACCUUGGACUCUGAAUUCAUCAUUGACAUAAUUAACGCAAAUGACCAACCGACCAAUCUCAAGUUUUCAGCCAGCACCAUAUCGGAAGAUGCUUCAGUUGGGACCAUAGUUGGAACGUUGACCGCUGAUGACGAUGACGACGGCCAGACACUCUCGUACAGCGUAGGUCAGAGUGACCUCUUGACCAUCCGAGAGGACCAGGUCCUGGUCAACGGUCUCCUCAACUACGAGGCUCAGUCCAGUAUCACAAUCCUCGCCACUGUGGCUGAUGACGGCGAGCCUAGUCUCUCGAUGUCCCGUAACUUCACCAUUGAUGUUAAAAAUGUAAACGACAAACCGUCCAGUCUGGAGCUGCGGUCAGUGAGUAGUGCUGGCAGUCUGAACGUGUCGGAGAGUAUGCAGGUCGGAGAGGUGGUUGGAGUUAUUGUCGUAACGGAUGAAGAUAUGAUAGAGAGAAUCACAAUAACUUUGGAUGUCCUGGAGGGUGGUGUGUUCAAACUAGACGCCAGCGGACCCACCUGUAGCCUGGUAAGGACUGUCAUCCUGAUAGGUCGUUCCUCUAAAUUGAUUCUAAAGACUUUCAAAUCUUUACUUAACAAAUGUGCAUGA
Molecule: messenger RNA, 4968 nt
Organism: Haliotis rufescens (red abalone)
Lineage: Eukaryota; Metazoa; Mollusca; Gastropoda; Lepetellida; Haliotidae
Product: protocadherin Fat 4-like
Exons: 25
Coding region: 1-4968 (1655 amino acids)
Biological process (GO): homophilic cell-cell adhesion
Cellular component (GO): membrane
Molecular function (GO): calcium ion binding
Source: RefSeq, a predicted model, not a curated record